This is a messenger RNA of Cyclospora cayetanensis, 1392 nucleotides long. RefSeq lists its product as uncharacterized. NCBI's taxonomy places the organism in Eukaryota, Apicomplexa, Conoidasida, Eucoccidiorida, Eimeriidae. The transcript is spliced from 3 exons. Bases 1 to 1392 code for a protein of 463 amino acids. The record is from RefSeq and is a predicted model, not a curated record.
AUGUCAAUUUUCAUUGUGGAGGGGCGAUGCGACUGUGCGCGACUCGCGCGCUGUCAGUUGCUGUCUGAAAGACUCUCGGCGCUUAUCCCCUCGGUUUCAGUAAAAUUUUACCUCUUUGAGCCUGAAGCGUACCUUGAGCGACUCAAAUGCAUUGCGCGGAGCUUCCCUUCCUGCGACCAAACAGAUAAUUCAGGCGCGCCAGUAAUAUAUACGGCUGACGGACAAUUUUUGGGGGACGAUAAAGCUUUCAUCCGUUUUGUGACAGAUAAAUACAAAAUAGAGGAGGCAGAGCCUGACCUAGAGGGUGAUGCGAUGCAAGUGGCCUUGCAAGGUUCAGUCGAUUUCAACACUGCAGAACUGCGCCGCAAAAAACAUUUGCAGUCCAACGGAAUGCCUAUAAAAGAUCAGGCAGAGGCGAUUACUGAGGCACUCGCUGCCGCCUCGCUUAUGAAGCCAAUUUUACCAGUUCACGCGCCUUUACAAGACGGGGGUGACCCACCGCAGACAGGGUGCCUUCAGCGAGAAAAAGGUACCCCUGUUCAUGGCUUCAAGCUGAUACCCGACAUUCGUUUUGCGCAGGCUGUAGAUGGCGGCUCUCACUUUACCGUUUGGAGCUCUGUUUUUUCUCACAAGAGGAGUAAAAUAGGCAGCAACUGUGUACAGAAGCAGAGUGAAAUGGUGCCGGGGAGCUUGCUCCUAGACGCAACUAUCCCUCUAGGCUCUGUUGGGAGUGCCUGCGAAUUCCGCCUGCUGGUGCACGAUGAGCCUCUGUCCCGAAACCAAAUGGCCCUUGUGCCUUGCAAGUGUCUUCGCCAGACGCUUCGGCUUUGCAAACCACAAAUAAAAGUGAUUGCUCUUGUUGCUGGUAACUACCCCGACCCUUUGGCAGUGGCCGCACAGUGUACAUUGGCCGACGCAUUUAGCCCCCAAGAGGGGCAUACGAAGAUUUUGUCGGUGGUCACGCUGUGUUUUCAUUAUGCCACAGAGCCGCAGUUGGAGACCCUCCUAUGUGACGUCGCGAUCAGGUGCCAGAAUAUGUCUAAAACUGUGUCAUGGUUCUUUCGAGAUGAGCUGUUAGGCGACUCUCUCCCUGAUGGUAUACACAAAUUGCAAGCCGGAAACAAACAGGAUAUUCAGUGCUGGAGCGGACCGCAGGAAGAGAGUCAGGCUCUGCAGGUGGCAGAACUCACCGUGGAUAUAUGUCUUAUCCUCGGAGACUUUGAUAAGAUUCUAGAAGGGACGAAACAGGCCCUCAUUGCUCUUGGAUGCUUGGCAAGACAGCUUCAGAUAGACACCCUAGACCUUGCGCAGGUAAACAACCUCUGCCACCAUGGUACACCACGCGAUGAUGAAUACGAUGGAAUUUUCCCUCAGCUGGAGAACAGCCACUAA